This is a messenger RNA of Hydractinia symbiolongicarpus, 2140 nucleotides long. Its product is annotated as GMP synthase [glutamine-hydrolyzing]-like. The transcript has 17 exons. The coding region runs from base 26 to 2068 and encodes 680 amino acids. Gene Ontology annotation, molecular function: ATP binding; GMP synthase (glutamine-hydrolyzing) activity; GMP synthase activity. The record is from RefSeq and is a predicted model, not a curated record. Gene Ontology annotation, cellular component: cytosol. Gene Ontology annotation, biological process: GMP biosynthetic process. NCBI's taxonomy places the organism in Eukaryota, Metazoa, Cnidaria, Hydrozoa, Anthoathecata, Hydractiniidae.
GCAGAUAGAUAUUAUUUUUGCAAAAAUGAAUGGUGAUGUUGAAAUGAUGGACGAAAGCAGUGAAAAAGUUGCAAUUUUAGAUGCUGGUGCACAAUAUGGAAAGGUUAUUGACAGACGAGUGCGAGAAUUAUCUGUUGAAUCGAUUAUAUUACCACUAAAUACUUCCCCAGCAGAGUUAAAAAAGCAAAAUAUACGAGCUGUCAUAGUUUCUGGUGGCCCUGGUAGUGUUUAUGAUUCUGGUGCACCAAAUUGGGACCCAACCAUCCUAACCUCAGGCAUACCGAUACUUGGUAUAUGCUAUGGCAUGCAAUUACUUAAUCGUGACUCUCCUGGCGGUAAAGUUGUGAAGACUCAAUCACGCGAAGAUGGCCAAUUUGCUGUUAAUAUGGACACCACCUCACCUCUUUACAAAAACCUUAAUAAAACAGAACAACUUCUCUUAACUCAUGGGGAUUCAUGCACAGAUAUUUCUCCUAGUUUAAAAAUCAAUGCAACAUUUGAUAAAACGAUUGCUGGAAUUGAAAAUAGAGAAAAAAAGAUUUAUGGGGUACAAUUUCAUCCUGAAGUUGACUUAUCUGUUAAUGGUAAAACGAUUAUGAAAAAUUUCUUGAUUGAUAUAGCUGGUUGCAAACCAACAUACACAAUGAAAAGUCGUCAGAAAGCUUGCAUUGACGAGAUUACUCGUUUAGCUGGUUCAUCAAAAGUUUUGGCUCUUGUUAGUGGAGGUGUGGAUUCAUCUGUCUGUACAGCUCUUCUUCACAAAGCCAUAGGUGCUGAGAGAGUUGUAGCUGUUCAUAUCGACAAUGGUUUUCUUCGAAAGGAGGAGAGUAAAAAGGUGAAGGAGUCGCUUGAAGCAAUAGGCUUGAAAUUACAUGUAUACAAUGAAAGUCAUAAUUUUUACCAUGGAACUACACGCAUACCCAGAGAGCUAGGGAACAACACUGUUAAUAUAGAAGCCGGUCCACUUCACAGCGUGGUUAAGCCAGAAGAAAAAAGAAAAAUCAUCGGAGACACAUUUAUGAAGGUUUCUGAUUUUAUCAUGAAAGAUUUAAAUCUUGACCCUGAAACAACAUUACUUGCACAAGGUACUCUCAGGCCAGAUUUAAUUGAAAGUGCUUCAACCUUGGCCAGUGGAAAUGCAAAUACUAUAAAGACUCACCAUAAUGAUUCUCAGUUGGUGCGUUUACUGCGAGAGAAGGGAAGGGUUAUUGAACCACUGAAAGAUUUUCACAAAGACGAAGUCCGACAACUUGGAACUGAGUUAGGAUUACCUGAUGCUCUUGUGCAGCGUCAUCCAUUUCCAGGUCCAGGACUGGCUAUCAGGGUAUUAUGUGCACAAGAAAAAUAUAGCUGUAAAGACUUUUCAGAAAUUAGCAAUUUAUUAGGAUUUAUAGUCAACUAUUCGAACGCCUUAAAAAAGCCACAUCCAUUGUUAAAUCGUAUCCAGAAUGGUCUUCCUGAGAUUGAAAUUCAAAUGUUAAAAGAUAUCAGUUCAAAACACAGUUUUACUUCCACUUUGUUACCGAUAAGGACAGUUGGAGUACAGGGUGAUUGUCGUACAUACAGUUAUGUUGCAGCAUUAUCAUCAGACGUUGAAAAUCCAUCAUGGGAAUCCCUUAUGAAGUUGUCCAAAAUCAUUCCAAAAUUAUGUCCUGUUAAUAGAGUAACUUAUGUGUUCGGUGGAAAAGUGAAUUAUCCUAUCCAAGAAAUCACGCAUACAACCUUGACGUCAAAUGUGUUGAGUUUGUUACGACAAGUGGAUUCUCUUGCAAACGAAACGUUACUGAAACAUGGCCAGAUGAAAAAAAUAACACAAAUGCCAAUUGUUCUCAUCCCAGUCCACUUUGAUAUUGAUCCUAUUAGUAGAGAUCCACAUUGCCAACGUUCUGUUGUGAUCAGACCUUUCCUAACUAAUGAUUUCAUGACGGGAGUUGCAGCCCAGCCAGAAAAGGAUUUACCUAUCAAAGUAUUAUCAGAAAUGGUCUCAAAAAUACAAGCGGUUGCUGGUAUCUCAAGAGUUUUAUAUGAUCUUACAUCCAAACCACCUGGAACUACAGAAUGGGAAUAAAGAUGAUUUGAUCAAUUUCUAUAGGACCUUCCUGUUUUUGUGCUUUUGCAAAAACCUUUUUUGUUAGAAAAA